Molecule: messenger RNA, 1362 nt
Organism: Angiostrongylus costaricensis
Lineage: Eukaryota; Metazoa; Nematoda; Chromadorea; Rhabditida; Metastrongylidae
Source: the annotation of a GenBank genome assembly
CAAUGGGUUGAUUCAGUGAAUAAAAAGACCUUUGACGUUAACAAUCCUUACACGGGAGAGUUACUCUAUAAGUCUGUGAAUUGUGAUACUCACGAAGCGGAGAAGGCCGUAGCUGCUGCUAGGGAGUCGUUUGAGAAGUGGUCACGCGAAACCACAGCUAAACAACGUGGUGCUGUACUGAGAAAAUGGUAUGACAUAUUUGUAGAGAAGGAACACCAGCUCUCUCAACUUCUCACACUUGAACAGGGAAAACCUCUAGUAGAAGCACGAGGAGAAAUAAACUACUCUGCAGCAUUUUUCGAUUGGUAUGCAGGAGAAGCAAGAAGGAUAUAUGGACAGGUUGUCAGUCCAGCUGUUUUGAACAGAGAGCAUAUCCAUAUCAGGGAACCUGUCGGCGUAGCAGUCCUUAUUACACCAUGGAACUUUCCUACAGCAAUGAUCGCUCGCAAAGCCGGAGCAGCUUUGGCUGCUGGUUGUACGCUUGUUGUAAAACCAGCGGAAGAUACACCUCUCAGUGCUCUCGCUUUAGCACAGACAUCUGAGGAAGCUGGAUUACCUGCUGGAGUCUUUAAUGUGAUACCGGCGGAUCGUAAGAACACUGCGAAAAUAUCAAAAUAUCUAUGUGAAAACACUGAUCUCCUACUAGCUCAGUCAGCUUCAACGGUUAAACGAGUUUGUCUGGAACUGGGUGGCAAUGCACCUUUUCUGGUUUUCGACACAGCUGAUCUAGAUCUAGCAGUUAAGGGUGCAAUGGCAUCAAAAUUUCGUUGUUCUGGCCAAACAUGUGUAGCAGCGAAUCGUUUCUUUGUACACGAAAAGGUGCACGACGAUUUCGUGACGAAAAUUGUCUCAGCGAUGAAACUUUUAGUUGUUGGAGACGGAAUGGACCCUAAAACAACUAUUGGACCUCUGAUCAAUGAUAGUGCUGUCAAAAAGAUUAACGAGUUGCUAAAGGAUGCUAUAGCAAAGGGAGCACGCGUGCUUCUAGGUGGUAAGCGAGGAAGUGGCUCAUGUUUCCAACCGACGUUGAUUACAGGUGUUACCGACCAGAUGUGUAUUGCACACAGUGAGAUUUUCGGCCCAGUGGUUGCAGUUCAAAAAUUUUCGAGUGAGACGUCAGUGCUGAAUAUGGCAAAUAAUACUCGAUCUGGUCUCGCGGGUUAUGUGUUUAGCGGAGACUCUGCCCAAAUAUAUAGGGUAACUCGCCGUCUCCAAGUUGGAAUGAUUGGUGUUAACGAAGGUUUGAUGUCAAGUGCAGAAGCUGCGUUUGGUGGUGUAAAAGAGAGCGGUCUUGGUAGAGAAGGAUCAGCACAAGGAAUUGAUGAGUUUACGCAGUGGAAGUAUAUUUGCACUCAGCAUUGA